GAUCGAUUUCUGUCUUGCAGAAGUUAUUUAGCCAACAACUUAAGUGCUUGACAGAAAAAUGGGAAACAUUAAAGUUUCCCAUAUAAGACUCAUUAUCGAUGUUUAAGCCAACAAGAUAAAAGCACAAGAAAUACCAGAAAGCAAUGAAGGUAGCGUUCGCAAGCCAGUUAACGUCAGACCAUCAGCUAGCAGACAACGAACCGCGUUACCCGGUGUUUAGCUAGCUAGCUAGCUUGCGACGGCGUUAGUUUAACUAGUUUUAAGGGUGUUGUUGUUGUUAGCUAGCCAACAGUUAGCUCGCUUCAACUAGGCAAAUGUCAGAAUAAACGAUACACUGGGUGCUUCUAUGUUCCACCAGUAGCUAGCUACGUGUAUAUUUAGCCAGGAAGUUUGGUUAGCUAACUAACGUUAGCUACCUUGUCAGUCAGGUCUCUUGUCGGCGAGCUGCCUGCUGUGUUGGCAGCAGGAGUGGAGGGUUUUACUUCUCAAAAGGAUGCUGCUAAUGGGAUCCUGUGAAAAAGUGGAUUUUAAUAUCGCUCCUCGCACUGUCGCUCGGCUUGUCUUCGAAGCCGAGCAAGAUAAUCGAAAUGGGGGAAAUUCAUCAAAUGGGAGUACUGCCAGUAACUCUCCGCGCAGCACCCCUGGCAGCUCCCCCUCUCUGCGCCGCCGGGUGCUGGGGGUUAGUGGUGGGGGUGGAAGCAGGACCAGCGACGCGGAGGGUGGCCCGGGGGAGCGCAGCGGGGAAAGGAGGGGUUCGGACAGCCCCAUGCUCUCCGCCUCCGCUUACCCAAUCGCCUCGCGCCAUUUCAGCCGCAAUGCCAAGAAAAUGCAGAGCUGGUACAAUGUUCUCAGUCCCACUUAUAAACAGCGCAAUGAGGAUUUCCGUAAACUCUUCAAGAAGCUGCCAGACACGGAACGCCUCAUAGUGGACUACUCAUGUGCGCUGCAGAAAGACAUCCUACUCCAGGGGAGACUCUAUCUGUCAGAGAACUGGCUCUGCUUCUAUAGCAAUAUCUUCCGCUGGGAAACCACUAUCACAAUCCUGCUGAAAGAUGUGACCACCCUGACCAAGGAGAAGACUGCCAAGGUCAUCCCCAACGCCAUUCAGAUCAGCACUGACCACGACAAGCACUUCUUCACGUCUUUCGGGGCUAGGGAUCGCAGCUACAUGAUGAUUUUCAGACUGUGGCAGAACGCACUGAUGGACAAGCCUCUGUCCCCAAAGGAGCUGUGGCACAUCGUCCAUCAGUGUUACGGCACUGAGCUGGGCCUCACCAGUGAAGACGAUGACUAUGUCUCCCCCACCGGCGAGCACAUUAACGGUCUACUGCCAGUGGAUGAGUCAGUCUCUGUCUCUGACCUGUUGGACCUCAGCUCCUUGGGGGCCAUAGCUUCUCUGGGUAGCUCGCCCCCCUCCUCCAUGGCAGCCUUGUUCCCCAGUGGCCCCUUCCUAGCCAGUGGUGGUCUGGGCUCAUCUCCCCCCUCCUCAUCCACCUGUCUGCCCAUAGACAUCCCCGGCAGAACCUCCCUGGACCCCCCGGACCCCAGCCCGCCCAGCUCCCAGAUCUCCCUGCCCUCCACCACACACUCAACACACAUCGCAUCCUUGUCCGCCCCCACCUCGGCUGCUGCCUCUUUCUAUGUGGAGGAGGGCGGGGACAGCUUGUUGGAGUCGGCCAAUCAUAUGGUGCCCCUGUCUGCCACCAGCCUGGGAAACCUCUCCUCAUUGGACCAGCUCACCAACGACGACGAGCUGCCCACCGACCCCAGCAACUCCUCAGACACACAGGAAGAGGACGAGGUGGAGUCGUUCUGUGCGGACCUGGCUGGCCGGCUGCACAUCAACAUGGUGGUGCGCAUGAGCGUGGACAAGCUGCACGACCUGCUCUUCUCCGCAGACACACACUUCAUCCAGCAUCUCUUCUCCCAGCGCCACUUCACAGACCUGUCAGUUCGUGAGUGGCAGCAGGACAGCAGCAGUGGGAACACCAACCGGAUCCUGAGUUACACCAUCGCCAUCAACAACCCCCUGGGCCCCAAGACCGCCCCCGUAGUGGAGACGCAGACGCUGUAUAAGAACAGUGCCCCGGGCGAGUGUUACGUGGUGGACUCGGAGGUGAUUACCUCGGGCAUCCCCUACCAGGACUACUUCUACACCGUGCACCGCUACUGCCUCACCUCCAUCAACAAGAACAAGAGCAGACUCAGGGUGUCGUCAGAUAUCUGCUACAAGAAGCAGCCGUGGAGCCUGGUGAAGGCGCUCAUCGAGAAGAACACCUGGAGCGGCAUCGAGGAGUACUACAGACACAUGGAGAGUGAGGUGUGUAAGCUGGAGACCCUGCUCCAGUCUGAGGUGUCAGUGGUGACCUCUGGGGAUGUGGUGGGGGCAGACUCUGCCAAGACACCCCCGGCCCUGCGGCGACGCAAACGCACCUGCUCCCGGCGCCCGGGGGACCGGGAGAGAGAGGGAGGGGGCGCGGGAGGUGGAGAGCGUGGGGACCGUGGGAUGGGAGAGGAGCGGAGAGAGGCGGGUGGUCAGUACAAGCACGGAGAGCGGUGGCGUGGCGGAGGCAGCAGCAUCUCUACCAUACUGCUCAUAGUCAGCUUCAUUCUGGUGGUGUUGGUGGCCCUCAACAUGCUCUUGUUUUACAAGUUGUAUUCUCUGGAGAGAGCUGCACACACACUGGAGACGUGGCACUCCUUCUCUCUGUCUGACAGUCCUCUACCCCAGUCUGCAGGAGAGUGGGCCCAGGUGUUGCAGCUCCAGAGACAGUUCCACCAGGCCCAACUGGGCAAAUGGCAACAGAUCCUCCAAUCCUCAGUCACUCUGCUAGAUCAGAUGAAACAGUCGUUGGAAAAGCUCCACCGUGGCGUCGUCACUCCAGAAGUCCAGCAGGAUCCCCCCUCGAACCCCACUUCAGAGUCUCUCACUGAGCACUGAUCCUCCAGCCAUCACCAGCCCUCAAGUGGGUAUGACUAAACCACGGGGGAGGUAGCCAGAGGGGAAGGGUCCGGCUGGGCCAAUCAGGGAGAGUGACUCACUCACCCGACCCCGAAGCUCCACUCCUACUCUUCUCUACUCAAAACAGACAGGGAGAGAUGUGGGGGGAGUGGGAAUUACCUGUAAGGGGACCUUCACUAGCCAUAACUCCCCACGCCUCAGUUUGAGCAACCUGCAAUGGGGUUGGGGGGUGAGAGACCUUUGGGGGGACUACACUAACCAUAAUUCCCCACACCUCAGUCCAAGUUCCACCUUCCAUAGUCCCCACCACCUCUCACGUCCAGACAGUUAGACUGGGAAAUGUCUUCAGGACUACAGCAAUAACAUAGUCAUACAUUACCAUAUCUCCCACAGUCAGUGCUAAAGGCUGGCCAGUUUGUAUAGUACCAUCCGCUCCUCACAUGCAACCAACCAUGCUGCUCUCCCUGAACCAUCUCCCCUGCCUGAGCAGCCAAGAGACAUUUUCAAGACAGACCAUCGACUGCAUUUCAGCAUGUGCAGCCCUGCUGCUGCAUUUCAAAUGGAUAGACUCGGGUCCAACGCAUUUCAAAUGGAUAGACUCGGGUCCAACGCAUUUCAAAUGGAUAGACUCGGGUCCAACGCAUUUCAAAUGGAUAGACUCGGGUCCAACGCAUUUCAAAUGGAUAGACUCGGGUCCAACGCAUUUCAAAUGGAUAGACUCGGGUCCAACGCAUUUCAAAUGGAUAGACUCGGGUCCAACGCAUUUCAAAUGGAUAGACUCGGGUCCAACGCAUUUCAAAUGGAUAGACUCAGGUCCAACGCAUUUCAAAUGGAUAGACUCGGGUCCAACGCAUUUCAAAUGGAUAGACUCGGGUCCAACGCAUUUCAAAUGGAUUGUCUUGACUUGGUCCGACUGCAUUAAUCAAAAUGGGCCAACCUGGAUUAACUUUGUGUUUCAAAAUGGAUGCAAAUUGGUAGCUUUCCCAGCCCUGAGAAACAGCUAUGGCUCUGUUCCCAGCUGAAGCCAGCCUAGAGGACUUAUGUGCCUCGGUGUGAGGGGUCCGCUCAGCUAAGUCCCCCUUGAGCCUCCAGAAAUGAGGGACACAUGAGGAGAGCGGGACGAGAGAGGGGAUAGAUACAUGAGACUUUCUGUAAUCCAACCAUUUUAGUCGUUCUUCCUUUCUCUCUUUCUCUCCAUCAAUCUGGGAUCAGCAGCUUCCAUCGUAAAGGCUUGAUCUCUGACAAAGGCAGUCCGUCCUCUGGGAGAGUCAUUUCAAAACCAGACGUGAAUAAUACAAAAAGACUCCUAAACCCUCUACGAGCUCAUGUUUAUCAUUAGCUGUCUUUUUGAUGGUGACUGGGUUGUUUUGGAAUUGAGAGAGAGCGAAGGAUGAUUGUGUGCGCCAGACCAUUACAGUAUUUAUUUUACACGACUUUGAUUUCGAAAAGUCCUGUCCCGCUCUCAAUGCGAGUGGAUUUUUUUCCCUUCUAUAUGCUCUGUGUUAAUACUUCAGCACGGACCAAGAAAGAGCUAUAAAGUGAAUAUUUUAUAUUUCCUGGUCAUAGCAAUAAUGAUAUUUGGUGAUUUAUACUACCUUUUGAAUGUGUAAAAAGUAGUAUGUCACUAAAGUGUGUUUAGGGCACAAUGAGACGAGCAAGCAAAGAUCUGGAGUUGGAGAAGAAGACGGAGAAUUCUAUGUAUUAGAAAGAAGUGUCCUCAUCGUCACAUCGUCACUGUUACAUUUGGUAUUAUUAAGAUUAGUAUGAUUAUGACUUUGUUUGUUUUUCCGCACUUGGUCAACUUCUAAUUGUAUUAUUGGAUCGGACUUGAAGUGUUUCAGGGUUACCGACUACUCUGUAGACCAGUCUGCGUACCAAAUAGCACCCUAUUCCCUUUAUAGUGUGGUGCACUACAUAGGAAAUGAUGUGCCGUUUUGGGACGCAGACGCCGUAGACCAGGUAAACAGAGAGAUGCAAUAAACUAGUGACUUUCUAGUGUAAACUGGACUGGAUUUAAAAAAGGACCAACCAGAAGUCUAGGCCCGGAGAAAGGGAAACUAUUGCAGUACUGUGUUUGUGAGUUCAAAUUGAUAUGUUAUUCCUUUUCAUUUUAUAUCUUCAUUUUGUAGUCUUCUUGUUUUCUUGUUUUUGUUUGUCGUAAGGUCAUCUCAUUUUAUUUUCUGCCCCCCCCCCCAUCUGAUUCCCCCUCACUGUCUCUCAUAAACCAUUUCUCUUUUCCUAAUUGUUUUCCUUUUCAUCCCCCUUCCUAUUGUCUUUCACUCUUCCUCUCUCUCUUUCCUCGUUGUGCUCCCUGCCCCCCUCUCUCCUGUGCAAGUGUGUGAGCCUUGCUGUGCACGGCCAAACAGUGAGUGAUCAAAGGAUGUACUAUAUUUAUUAGGGUCAGGGAGGAGAGGGGGAUGGGGGUCGCGGGGAGCAAAUGUACUGUAAAAGAUUUGAUUGUACACAAUGCCCUGGAGAGAUGAAAAGCUCUAAAAUAUGCAACAACUCAUCGGAGUCUUGUUUUUUUUAAAGUGUGUGUGUCAUUUUAAGCAUUUUCAUAAAAAGUUGAACGAAAAAGUAUUUCAAAACAGUCGGUGUAAUUAUGUCAUCUU
Molecule: messenger RNA, 5574 nt
Organism: Oncorhynchus masou masou (cherry salmon)
Lineage: Eukaryota; Metazoa; Chordata; Actinopteri; Salmoniformes; Salmonidae
Product: protein Aster-A-like
Exons: 19
Coding region: 494-2941 (815 amino acids)
Biological process (GO): intracellular sterol transport
Cellular component (GO): endoplasmic reticulum-plasma membrane contact site; endoplasmic reticulum membrane; plasma membrane
Molecular function (GO): cholesterol transfer activity; cholesterol binding
Source: RefSeq, a predicted model, not a curated record